AUGGACCUGUAUGAUUAUAAUCCAGUGACUCACAUAAACGAUAUAUUUGACACUCCAGAAACGUUAAACCACUUACCCCAGGCAUUGUCCCAUAUACACCAGUAUAAACUACAACUAAGUCGUGAAAUUGAAAACUUGAAAUCGGAGUAUGAUUCGAGAACCGAGAUAGAUGAUGAUAUACAUCAAUUGGUGAGUAACAUCAAGGAUAUCAAAAAUAGUGCCCACGCGACUAAAUCAACGAUUGUGUCAAUGACGAGCUCGAUCCAAAAACUAGACGCAUGCAAGAAAAACCUAGUCUUAUCAAUGACGGUGUUUAAGAGAUUACAAAUAUUGGUCAAUGUAAACAAUGGACUAAAGGAAAUUCUUCCGUUACGAAACUACGAAGAGAUUUAUCAGAGGUUGGGGGUGAUGAAAGAGUUGUUACAUUUUUUCCAACCCUACAAGUCAAUUGAUUUAAUCAACGAGAUCAACUUAAUGACAAUAUUCACACAAAACAAGCUUGUUGAUGAUAUCUUUUUAGACUUUGAAGAGUUUUUGAGACGUGAUGGACGUGGUUCUGAGAACGGUUCUCCACAAGAGCUGAAUUUACUUUAUGGAGCCAAAACCUUGGAAAUGAUUGAUACGAAAAACAAGGCCAAAUUAUUAAACUGGUUUCAUAAUAUACAACUAAGAGAUUUGAAGAGUAUAUUUAGUCAAUCGGAUGAAGCUGGAUCGAUUGAAAAUUUGGGCCGAAGGUUCAUAUAUUUCAACAAGAUUUUAGAUCAAGUGAACCAAUAUGCCAUUUUCCCAAAAGAAUGGAACGUGACCACCGGUAUCAUUGUUGAAUUUUGCAAGAUUACGAAACAGGAUUUGUCUACUACUUUGCAAAAUAAAAAGAUUGAUUCCACUACAUUACUCGACAGUUUAACCAAAACUAUUGAAUUUGAAAAGAAAUUGAAUAGUGACUUCCCUUCUGAAGUGGAGUACAAUCUCUCCUCCGUGUUUGAGCCAUACUUGUCUACAUGGGUGCAAGAACAAGACAAGAUGCUAAAUAGCAAAUUCCUUGAAUUUGCUGCCACGUCGCAGUUGCCACCAGAAUUGGCUAAAGAUAUCACGGCAAAUAUCCCCAACAUUGCCAUUACAUCUACCGAGCUAUUCAAACUAUAUCACAAACUCCUAUCACAAAUUCUCAAGUUAACAAAUGGAGACAUUAUUACCAGCUUAGCGAGAUUGUUCAAUAAAUACUUGUUUGAAUAUCUCAAUCGAAUCUUGACACCCAUGCUUCCGCGCAAUGACGAUGAUAUUGCUGGCGAGGAUGCAAUCAAGUAUCUCACCUUGUUACUAAACACCGGUGACUACAUGGUGGGGAAUAUUGAGGAAUUGAAUGAGAAAUUGGAAUUGGUAGUUUCCGAAAAUGUAAAGAGUCGAUUACCGACACUAACCAGUGACUCGUUUUUACAACUUGUAAACAAGAGCAUUUCGGCACUUUUGGUGAAAUUGACCAACGAUUACAAACCAUGUUGGCGCGAGUUCUUCAAUAUCAAUUGGCAGGAAUUAGACUCAGUGAAUGAUGUAUCUUCGUACAUGAUGGAUAUAAAGUCCAUCACCAACAACAAUUUGAAAUUGAUUUUGCCUUUGAUUAUUCGUGAUAGUUAUGUACGCAACUUCAAUGACAAAUUGGUUGAGUUAUUGGUGACGACCCUAGCCAACAAUCUAAAAUUUAUCAAACCACUAACCACAACAGGAUUGGAACAGUUGUUGCUAGAUGUCAUAUCACUAAAGGAUACGUGUCUCAAUUUCCCCCGUUUGGCACAAAAGGAAACGACAAAAUCGUACACCAAAUUCGUCAUUAAUCAUUUCCAUGAGCUAGAAUCAAUUUUGAAAAUCUUGAUGGUUCCUCAGACGACGCCCAUUGAAAAUUUCAUUGAAUCUUAUUUCGAAUUGAUUGGCGGUAGAUCUAUUGCUAACUUCACCAAGAUUUUGAAUUUGGCCCAAAUUGACAAAUCUAGACAAUACACAUAUAUCGAGAAUUACAAAUUACAGUUGUCAAUCGAUAAUGAAGAUGACGAUGCAACAGCAACUAGGGAUUCUGCACACCAAAAGAAUAACCAAUUGUUGACGAAUUUAGAGGAUGAGUUGGAUAAUCUAUCAGCACUGUCGACUCCCGUGAGUGCUACUAUUCCGCAAGGUCCAUUUUCAACAAGCCGUGGCUCUAAUAAUGCAAGUUCUGCUAAGUUGUCAUCGCCGGAUCUCAAAUCACCCAAGUUGCUUCCUCGAAUGAAUCAGUUUGAAAAGAAUAUUAGAGAUUUGGCAUUGACGGGUGAGACACACGUGAGUAAAUUUAAUGAAAAUUUCAGAAGUAACUUUGGCAAGUUUUUCAGAAAAGAAGACAGGUAA
Molecule: messenger RNA, 2376 nt
Organism: Lodderomyces theae
Lineage: Eukaryota; Fungi; Ascomycota; Pichiomycetes; Serinales; Debaryomycetaceae
Gene: VPS53
Product: Vps53p
Exons: 1
Coding region: 1-2376 (791 amino acids)
Biological process (GO): retrograde transport, endosome to Golgi
Cellular component (GO): GARP complex
Source: RefSeq, a predicted model, not a curated record